ACAGAUUGAGGUGCGCUCGUGGUGCAGGAACACUGCACGACUCCUCUCUUUCCCACAAUUCACCACGCGCGAUCCUGCGCUCGCUGUCUGUGGUGCUGAAGCGGCGCGUGCUUGGGACUGGAGCACAAACAUACAAUCGAGGUAUCCUCUCGCGGGAUGGUCAGAGGAGCUACGAAGUAGAUAGAAGAAGAGUGUUUUGCAAUUCAGGAAUCCAAGCCAAUUAUUUGUGAUUUUUCAUAUACAAUACAAUUUACAGUAGUCUGAAUUUGGGUAAGCUGUUUUGAUAGCAUAUAGCCUAUUUGCGCUGUACAUGUUAGGUUUUUUACACAGCCUCUCUCUCUAAAUUAUUUCGCUCUCAUCUUUCGUGUUGUUGCCUGCCCGUGUCAGGCGUUCUUUAUGCACAGCAAGCUGCUCCAGUUCUCUCCGAGAAAAUAGACAUUCACGUCGGAACAGCAUGGCCCGGUCCAGUCGCACCCACUGAGAGAGAUGGAAGCCAAGCAGCACUCCCUAAAGAGCCUGAAGAGCUACCCAGAGGCGGGGGGCCGGAGCCUGGCGGCGGUCGCGGGAGACGUCAGUGUUGGAGGAGGGUGUCGUGCCGGCUCGGCACAGAUGGAGAUGGAGGCAAACAUACAGAAAGCCAUUGACUUCAAGGUGGAGGGCCACCGUUGCUACAAGGAGAAGAAAUUCCGGGAAGCGAUAGGGAAGUACCACCGGGCUCUGCUGCAGCUGAAAGGGGUGCAUUUAGUGGAUGGAACCACGGGCUCCGAGGUCAACCUCCUGAGCCAAGCCGCGGUCAAACUGACGGAGGAGCAGCGGAGAACUGUGGAGAUCACGGAGAUCGAGUGCUACGACAGCCUGACAGCGUGCCUGUUGCAGUCCGAGCUGGUGAACUAUGAGCGUGUGAAGGAGUACUGCCUGAAGGUGCUGAGUCACCAAAGGGACCACUUCAAGGCCAUGUACCGCGCUGGCAUCGCCUGCUACCACCUGGGAGACUACGACUGUGCCCUGCGCUACCUGCGUGAUGCCAAGCACCGCGAGCCCUCAGACACAAACGUGCUGCGGUACAUCCAGUUGACGGAGAUGAAGAUGAGUCGGGAGGGCCAGCGGGAGCGAGAGAGCGGCAAAGAGGCCCUGGGCUAAACCUUUGACCUUUUGGCCCCUGUCACUAUGGCCUACUCUAUGACCCAUCCUACAUAUCUCCUCUCUGACCUCCUCUCCUCCUUUAUCGAGCCCAGUCUCAUUGAUGACUAGCCCCAGUGAUGCGCUGCAACCAUGUAAAAGAGCAGGGCAGAAAAAGCCCUGUCUCUCCCCCUCUCUUCUCCUCCUUGUCUUCCCUUCUUCCCCCAGGUGCUGUUGUUCUGUACCCAAGAUGCCGACUGCCAAGCCAACGAAGAAAAAACUAAGCAAAGGGAAAUUCUGUACCAAUUCUCAUACAAAACAGUCAUGGUUGUCUGAAUGGAAGAAAAAAAAAGCGUUAAAAAAAUAUAUAUGAACAAAGAACGUUGCGUAAUUUAGUAGAAGUGUAAUUUUAAACAACAACAAAAAUCAAGUAUAAUUUCUCAUUUUCUUUUUUAGUUGUGAGGACUGAGGAGAGGUCCAGGGUUGGGAAAGGUACCAGGGGAGGGCAAUGGAAGGAGUUUGGGAAGAGGGAGAGGUACACCCUGACCCCGCCCUAUUACAAUGGGGGUCUGAAAGCCACUGACCCAGACUGUCCCUGAGAGAGACUGCCCCCCCCCCCAGCCUCAGCCCGGCUAGAGUACAGAUCAGGCUAGCUAGCACGCUACGUCUCUUGUCUUUUUCAUUAUGGAAUUGUCUCCCUUUGCGCUCAUAUUCAAUCUUCUUUUUUCUGUUGUUUUCAGCUUUUAGUGUCUCGUCUUGAGUUUCUGGACUGUUUUGAAUUCAAGGGCUAAUUCAAGUGUUUGUCAUUUGUCCUUUGAUCGUUUUAACAUUUUUUUUGCUGUUGAUAUUACAUUGUACUUACUACUAUCAGUUGUUCUAAAGCUAAAUGUGUGACCUUUCUCUUUCUAAGCAAAACAAACUAACUCCCCCAACAGGCUUGCUGUUCUGCUGUUAACUGGUGUGUUUUUCUGAACUGGUGUCUUGAAUCUGUUGUCAAAUCCCCCAUGGAAUGUGUGUUGUCAGACUGUUACCCCCCCCCCCCUGCUUCCUAGCUAAUGAUGUCACUAUGGAAAAUAGCCAGUGGGAUUGAGGUUCCAACAAGCACCCAUGGCUGCACAGAGUUCUCUUCUGCUUUCUAUUCCGAAUAUCUACUUCCAGGCCCUUUAUCGCUGAUGCUGAAUCCUCCCAGACAUCAGUGACAUCAUGAGACACUCUUGGCCAGUGUUAGUGCAGGGAAUCCGAUCACAGAUACUGUAUCCUUCUGAAGUGUCUCAACCAUCAACAGGAGUGCGCCAUUUGAGAUUCCCAUUUGAUCGUGUAUAUUUUGAUAGAUAUCAGUGUUCCAAAAAAAAAAAAA
This is a messenger RNA of Oncorhynchus kisutch (coho salmon), 2476 nucleotides long. RefSeq names its product tetratricopeptide repeat protein 9B-like. The record is from RefSeq and is a predicted model, not a curated record. NCBI's taxonomy places the organism in Eukaryota, Metazoa, Chordata, Actinopteri, Salmoniformes, Salmonidae. Gene Ontology annotation, molecular function: protein binding. The transcript has 3 exons. Bases 487 to 1140 code for a protein of 217 amino acids.